AUGUAUAACGGAAUCGGUUUACAGACGGCUCGUGGCAGCGGUACCAAUGGCUACGUCCAGAGGAAUAUGUCUUUUGUGAAGCAAAUGAAGGAUAAGAUUCAAUACAAGAGCGAAGACGACUUCAAACGUCUGGAGCGGGAGUUGAAUAGAGUUCCCAAUCAAGAGAUCUUAGAGCAUCAGAACAAACGACAGAUUGAACUCAAAUGUCUUCAGCUCACAGAGGAUAUGGAGAGCCAGGGCUAUUCGGACGGAGAGAUCGAGAGAGUGGUUGACAGCCGUCGCAGAGAAUGGACUCAAGAUAUGCAACAGAAGAAGAACUACAGCGGGAAGAAGGAGUGGGUUAUGGAUAGAGACGACAGUUCGCCACAAAAUCUAGUCGUGGAUGGAGUGGUGUUUGUGGUGCGCACUGAAGAUGAUCCAAACCAUAGGGAGUAUGGCAUCGCUAUAGAGAAGCCAAUUAUUGAGCGGUUAUUCAAGUUCCAGAAGUUUUGGCAAAAUUCGUUGCGCGCCUUGUUUUUGGCCGCCUCUGGCCAACAGUCGUUCCCACCGGCCGUGCAAUCGUGUCCUCCAUUGCCAUUGCCAUUGCCAUCGACGGCCACCACAUCCACGUCGACGGCUAUCGAAUCUUCCAUUAAUUGCAAUACAUAUCCGCUUCAGUUGCCGUUCCCUAACAUCGCUAACGAUAUGACACAUAAAAGUAGUUCCUAUCGCCGAAGAAGACGUCGGAAAAGAAAUAGAAAUCGACGGUUCAAUCAGUCGUUCAAACAAAAUACCAUUUUUAACAAUAAUAAUGAGACAAACCUUCAAAUGAAAGUCAAGAGUAUUGUGAGUCUGAAAGAGACCCACAAAUUGGCGGAAAUGAACCAUAAAAAGAAUGAUAACCUGAAGAAUGCGUUGAGAAUCAGUUCAAACUUCAUCGAAGGUUCGUCUCUGGAUCCGACCCGAAAGGCAAAGGAGGCGAUGGCCAGAGAGGCCCUCAAUCAGAAAAAAUACGCUUUACUUCCGGAACCACUCAAAGAAUCGGAUUUGAAAAGUGAUAAAAAAGAUCAUAAGAGUAGCGAUAAGAGUAAAAGUGAUCGCAAAGACAGAUCACAUAAAAAGCAAUCGCGUAAUAAGAGUUCAGAUUCUGAGAGCGAAUCCGAUUCAGACAGCGAUUCCUCUGACGAUAGCUCGUCCAGAAAGAGGAGCAAAACUAAGUCCUCGAAAUCCAAACGAAGUGAUAAACACAAGAAGUCGAGUAAAAGUAAAGGACAUAAGUCUUCGAUAAAACGCCAUAAAUAUAGCGAUUCUUCGUCUUCUGGUUCUGACUCCGAGUCGGACUCCAGAAGCAGUAGUGAUAGUGAGAGCUCUGAUUCUUCCAAUAGUUCUCAUUACGAUCGCAGAGAUAAUCGCAAGAAUGGCGGCUCGAAGACCGACCGCAACAGGAGACGAUCGUAUAGUCCCUCAGCGGACCGAAAUCGGGACAAAUCUCGACCUCAUUUAGAGCCGAAGGAGUCGACCGCUGGAAACGACGACAUUAGCACCAAAACGAGUCGUUUGAUUGAAAUGAAUAUCAAACAAAUGAGAAAAGAGGCCGAAAAUAGUACAACAAAUGUAAGGCCCGACUCCAGACAUAGCGAUAACAGACAACACAAAGAGAUUAGGAAAGAGAGCACUCAUUCGAGUCCUCCUCCGCGGCAGCCGUCGCGACGCCGAUCCCAAUCACGAUCGAGAUCUCGCUCUUCAAGCCGUGAGUCGGAUCGAGAGCCCCAACCAAAGCGCCUCAAAAGUGCUGUCUAUGAGACCAAACGGGCCAAAGAAGUGCCCAAAAGCUAUUCCACUCAUUACGAGAACAAACGGUCCGAAUCGAGAAGCAACCGAUCGCUGACUCCCGACCACAAGAGGUCCCGACAAUCGAGUCGUUCGCGUAGAUCGCGAUCCCGUUCUUUGAGUUCAAAUCACUCGCGAAGUUCUGCGUCUUCGAAAUCUAGUUCUUCAUCGAAGUCUUCGGUGUCCCGACACGACAGCCGCAGCCCUUCAAUCCCGCGCCGGAAGGGAUCCCCGAGUUUUCUAGAGAAACGCAGAAUCACCAGCGCCCGAAAGCGUCCCAUUCCCUAUCGGCGAGGCUCGCGGUCGAGCUCUCAGUCCUCUUCGAGCUCCCAUUCCUCGAGAUCCCCGUCUCGGGACAGUUGGCGAUCGCUAUCAGUCUCCUCCGAUUCGCUCAACUCAUAUCUACUCACAUAGUAUUAGCUGUAAAUGUGUCGCUAAUUUGUAGUCAAUUAACUCAAGCAUAAUAUAUUGAUUAACAUAUUUAUUAUACUAACAGACAUUUCGUAUGAGAUUUAUAUAAAGUUGUGUCACUUUAGAGCAAUAGUUAAACAGUUGUAUGAAUUGGUUAUAAACGGAUAAACCGUUGGAAUUGAAUGAUUGAAUUCAAGCAGUGAUUCAAUUCUAUCCACCCUUUGAAGUGACAU
Molecule: messenger RNA, 2453 nt
Organism: Oppiella nova
Lineage: Eukaryota; Metazoa; Arthropoda; Arachnida; Sarcoptiformes; Oppiidae
Source: the annotation of a GenBank genome assembly